Colletotrichum higginsianum IMI 349063 is the source of this 885-nucleotide messenger RNA. RefSeq names its product thiopurine S-methyltransferase. The record is from RefSeq and is a predicted model, not a curated record. The transcript is spliced from 2 exons. Gene Ontology annotation, molecular function: S-adenosylmethionine-dependent methyltransferase activity. The coding region runs from base 1 to 885 and encodes 294 amino acids. NCBI's taxonomy places the organism in Eukaryota, Fungi, Ascomycota, Sordariomycetes, Glomerellales, Glomerellaceae.
AUGGCAAACGAGUCAAACAAGCUCUCAACGACCUUUGCCGACGCACCACUCUCGGACCAUGGCCCGAAAUGGUCUGCCUUCUGGGAGGAAAAGUACACGCCCUGGGACCGCGGCGGCCCCUCUCUCGCCCUCCUUGACAUCCUGACGACACGUCCUGAUCUGGUUCCGCCCACCCCCUCUCCGGCAGAGCAGAAACAAUCCAGCCGGGAAAAGCCAACGGCACUCGUGCCGGGUUGUGGAAAGGGACACGACGCCCUCCUCCUGGCUAAUCUAGGCUACGACGUCCUCGCCCUCGACUUCUCCCCCGCCGCAAUCGCUGAAGCGAAGGAAAACGAGAAGGCCAUUGCAGCUAAGCUCGAAGCUGAGACGGAAGCGCCGGAUGAAGACCUUGAGGUCUACGCCAUCCGUCACCCCAGCGGGGCAGAGCCCGGCUGCGUGACGUGGCUAUCGGGAGACUUCUUCUCCGACUCUUGGCUCGAAGAAUGGAAUCGCGGGAAGGCAUUCGACCUCAUCUUUGACUACACCUUCCUCUGCGCCCUCCCACCAACCGCACGCUCCUCCUGGGCCACUCGCAUGGCCACCCUCCUCAGCCCCCGCGGCCGCCUCGUCUGCCUCGAGUUCCCCUCCGGCAAGCCCCUCUCCCAGCCCGGACCGCCGUGGGGGCUGACCCCCGAGAUCUACCUCGCGCUGCUCUCCCGCCCCGGCGAGCCCCUCGAGUUCUCCUCCUCGACGCAGGCCGGCGACGCCGCCGACGUCGUCGUCGUCCCGCCCUUCCGCGAGGACGGCCUCAGGCGUCUGGAGCUUGUUAAGCCCACCAGGACGCACCGGGCGGGCAUGAACGAGGACGGCACGGUGCGCGAUUGGAUCCACGUCUGGAGUCACUGA